Molecule: messenger RNA, 938 nt
Organism: Bursaphelenchus okinawaensis
Lineage: Eukaryota; Metazoa; Nematoda; Chromadorea; Rhabditida; Aphelenchoididae
Source: the annotation of a GenBank genome assembly
AUGCGUUACUUCUUCCUCACCAUCAGUAUCCUCGCCUUUUUGCUGGUUUAUGUGGAUGCCAGAGGCGGUAGAAGGGGCGGCAAAGGGAAGGGCAAGAGUAAUUUACAGUUCGCUCAAGUGGCCGAGUUCUCUUUGAUUCAACAGGAGGUUCUGGAUAAUAGGGUAGGGUGGAUUUUGAUUUUUUUUAAGGAAAAGGUAGUCCGAACAUAGCAAUUUUUAAGUUUUAAACAAAAAAGUUUAAGUCUGAAUCAAACGCAGUGAUUUUUGGUUCAAAAAACCAAACUUUGAGGCUUCAAAAAAGUUUUGUUGUUUUUCAACAUAAAAGUCAAUGUAAAUUGACGACAAAACUUUUGCCUGCCUAUAAUAAUAUUUUUUUCUAUAAAAAAUAACUUUUCAAUGAAUUUCAAACAAAAAACAAGUUAGAAGCUUAUAUUUCGAUUCCUGUUUUUUUAGAGUGCCCAAAUCAUAACAGGCAGUCACUUCAGUCAGCUCUACCGGCUUGGCUAUAAGUUACUAUUGACUUGUCGAGCGCGCGGAGAGCCCAGGCCAAUGAUAAAAUGGUUCAAAGAAGGCGCUGAGUUACAACCUAAAAGCAAUACACAUGUAAGUUAUUUUAAACUUGAUUUUAUUAGCAAAAACUUUCUUUACAAGGUAAAAAGUGGCAAUAACUUUGCCUAUUUGAAGCGAAAAAUUAAAAUUUUUUAAAUUUUUUUUGCCAUUUUAGUCAUUCAAAAAUAGUUCAAAGUUUUAAAGACUUAAUUUCAAAGAUCCGUAUUUUACUUUUUCAGUACUACGAAAAGCCCAUAGGCAAAGACGAGAUCUGGAGCAAACUGGAGAUCGAUCCAGCCACGAUGGGUGAUCAAGGUGUAUAUGCAUGUGUAGCCAACAAUCAGCAUGGUGUAAUGGCAAAGAAUUUUAAAGCAGAAUAUACGUAUUAG